Messenger RNA from Coniophora puteana RWD-64-598 SS2, 738 nucleotides. RefSeq lists its product as uncharacterized. Lineage: Eukaryota; Fungi; Basidiomycota; Agaricomycetes; Boletales; Coniophoraceae. The record is from RefSeq and is a predicted model, not a curated record. The transcript is spliced from 3 exons. The coding region runs from base 1 to 549 and encodes 182 amino acids.
AUGGCUAAGCAUGCGGUUAUCUCCUGCGGUUACGAAAUGCAGGAGACCCCAAAUCUCGUCAGGUUCGUCCUUGGACCAGCUUCCAAAGGGCGAUUUGGGAAUGAGGUAGGCGAUAUUGGCGCGCGAGAGAGAGUGGAGAUUUCCAAGAUCAAGUCCGUCUGGGAGCGACCAUGGGACACAGUAGAUGAACAAGGCAAGCAGAAGGAGGGGAAUCAGAAGAAGGCGUCGCCGAAACAAAUAGCUGAGAGGCUUUGGCAUAACCACGACUUCAGUAAUUCAGUGACUACUGAGGAUGGGCAUUUUGCCAUCAUCAAGGGUCGCAAGUGGCGUGCUACCGACCCACUCAUUCCAGAGAAGCGCGCCGCUGAGCUGCGCAAGGCGCUCAUGGCGGCGCGACGUGCUGUCAAGCAUGCAGCCAGCAAGGAAGAGACCACCGCCGCACGAACACGCGUGCAGGCAGCCAAGGUCGCGCUUGGAGAGCGCGGGACGCCGCCAUGGUGGGAGCAGACAGAUGACGAGCGGCGAGCUCGCUGGAGUGCCGAGGUCUAGGAGUCUAGGUCCCUCAGACUCAUAGUCCGACUUCGAGCACUUUGUGGCUUGUCUUUGUUGUGUCUCAGGGUGACUUUGAGUCCUUCAGACAGAGAAAGGCGGCUACAGGAUCCUUCUACUCUAGUGUUCAAGAAUGUAGCAGCACUUAUAACGCUCUGGAUCGUUAUAUCGGGCACCGCGCGAUUGCAC